This is a messenger RNA of Phyllotreta striolata, 9138 nucleotides long. NCBI's taxonomy places the organism in Eukaryota, Metazoa, Arthropoda, Insecta, Coleoptera, Chrysomelidae. The record is from the annotation of a GenBank genome assembly.
AUGAAUCUACAUCAGAUUGUUAGUGGUGCCUGCAAUGCAGGCGAUAAAUGCUUCGCUGUAGGCUCAGUAGAAGGAGUCCCGUUCACUGCAUACGCGGCUGGCUGUAACAUUGUUAUACUGGCCUCGACAUUCGAAAGAGUUCAAAUCAUUCCUGGUGCUAUUCACGACUAUAUUAGAGUCACUUCUGUGGAUUGUUCUAGUGAUACAGGCAAAAUAGCUGCUUCGUACCACGAUGUUGUGUGCAUUUAUGAACCUACUCCUUUGAUUCACAAUACUUCUACACACGGUCUAGAUUACAGAUGGGUGCAAACCGGUACCCUUACCACCGAUUCACCCAUUAGAGCUUUGAGCUGGAAUCUCGAAGGCACCCGUUUGCUAACUGCAGGUACCCACGUGCAAUUGUGGCAUCUCAAAUCCCAAGCGAAUGAAGAAGAUCACAAACAACCGGCUGUCACGUUCACCCUGGGUGGAGGCCACCAAGAUGGCACUGAAGAUGGCGAUUUGCACGAUGAACCGGAUAAACCCCAAGAGCAAGAACAAACAUCGUGGCAAUGCGUUUGGAAAGCUAACACAGCUAUUCCAGUUCAACAUUUGGCUUUCAGUCCGGACGGUACUCUGUUUGCGACCUGCGGUGAAAACGAUAGAUUGGUUAAAAUUUGGUACGAAAAUCGACACGUUUUGUUCACUUCGAAGAGUUCCGAUGGUCCUUUAGAAUUGGAUUACGGUUUCGUCUACAUCGCUCAUCCCAGGGCUGUGACUCACAUUUCUUGGAGAACCACCAGCAAAUACAUGCCUAAGGGUUCAGUGUCGAAUAUGCUGGUUACUUCCUGUAAAGAUAACAUAUGCAGACUUUGGGUGGAGACGGUUCUACCGGAGGACGGUUUGGUUAAUUUGUCACAACUCGAUCCUCAAGCGCACCAUCCGAAGUUCCGGACGCACAGGCACAAGCACCGUUUCAUGCAGCGCUUGAAACACAUGAAGACCUGUUUUCACAUAAGAAGAAACGCUAAACAUCACGGACCUGGUAUAGGCGGGCCUUCGCCUCCUAUACCAACAUUACCAUCGACUUAUAGUGUACACGAUUUCCAUUCGUAUGGAUACCACGGAACUGGAAUAACGCCGGGCUUGCACUUCCAUCUAGCGGCGUCUGUAAACGCCGAAACCGACAUACCGCUAGUUCCCAGCAUAAGCUUUUGCAAUCCCAAGCCCGCUUUCGUACUACAUUGGUUGGACAACAAGGAGAUGCAAUUCAGCCUACAAGCCGAAAUGUUCCUCGAGGAAUUUGCUAAACCUGUCGUGGAUAAUCCGGAAUCGGAGGAUUCCGAGGAACCUCUAAUGGAAUCGGGCGGUUCGGAUGGAGUCGAUGCAAGAAUAGAAAACUUCUUAAGAGACUGGCACCACAGUCCGGAUUUGUUGUUCAGUAUACACCCCGUAGAUGGUAGUUUUCUAAUUUGGAUCGUGGAAUGGCUGGACGAGUUCCAUCCGGGCUCCUUCAGACAGGCUCAGGUGUCCUUUUCCACUCGAAUCCCAUCGGCGUUCCCUCUAGGCGACUCCAUGAGCAUGUCGACCACGGUGAGCCUCUACAACACGACCCCUCUACUCAAACACCUCGUGAAAGAGGCGCUGCACAAGGAAUGCUACAAAACCAGGGACCUCAGCAGCGUGAAGGAAGAAGACGAAAACAAACCGCAGAACGAAAUUCCCAUACCGGCUUCGGAAGAACAACAAGAAGCCGCGCCGGUCGUGUCUCUCGUUACCAAGCACGACAACGGCACUUUGAACCUAUGGCAAAUCACGUUCGCCGACAAGAGCAAAUUCAGCCAGGUGCUCAGCAUAGGGCACAAGAGCCGGGCAUCCGGCCAUCGAUUCCGAGUCAACGACAUCACCUGCCAUCCGGUGUUGCCGCUACUUCUCACCACCAGCCACCACAACAUCAUCGACAAGAAAUCCGACAACUACAACAUAACGGGUUUCUGCAGCGAAUUGAUACUGUGGAAAGUGGACGCGGUGGGUCCGCUAUCGAAAUCCGGGGGUAUCUGCGAACUGGCCAGGAUCAGUUCGCCCGAACCGUCCGCCUUCAGCAACGUCGCCUGGAUUCCGACUUUGUUGCCCUCGAGCACGCUGGGGAAUCUGUCGAAUUCGCCCAGCGCUUGCUUCGUGGCGUCCGACGGUCAGUGUUUGAGGGUCUACCAGGCGGUCAUCGACGCUCGAACGCUGCUCGCCGAUCUGUCGUUCAAGGAGAGCCGCAGGAACGAGGAGGAUGAGGACGAGAGCGUGUCGGGAUUGUCUUCGUACAAUCAGGAGAGCAUUUUGGAUAACAUCAAUAUCGUGUCGCAGCAGAGCACCUCUCGACCCGGUUGUAUCAUCCAGCUGGAAACCAUUUCGGAGGCGAUUAAGUGGCAGAACACCACGUUCUUGCACGUUUACCAGGAACAGUUGAUCACAGGUCAGAAAAGUACGCCUAUAAAUUUGUCCGGCCACGAUGCCAUGGUGGACCUGCAACAAGCGGCUGUGUUCAAGGAACCUUUCUUCAUCGUCCUGCUCGAUUGCACCGAUCAAAACACCAUCAUCCACAUGUGGAAACUCACCAUAGCUUCCACUGAUACCGAUUACGCGCUCACCGGCAGCCAAAUGUACGUCCCCGACUCCGUUUUAGUGCAAGACGAGAACGAUUUAUCCAGGAAAAACAGCAUGGAAUCGCUGCAUUUAAAACCGUCCAAAGUGAGUCCUCACAUCAGCAUCACCGUCACCAGGGAAGUGAAGCAGAUCCUCCCGUUGGCCGAUGGGGUAGAAAUAGUCCACGCCACUCCUGCCGCCGGUCACUUGAGCUCGGCCUCGAUUUACCCGGCUUGCCUUGCUCCUUACUGCUUCGCGACGGCCUGCAGCGACGGCGUCAUCAGAUUCUGGGCCGUCUCCAUGAACCCCAAGCAAAUCAGAGAAUUCAACCAUCUGCUCCUAGAAGACGACGGCGCCGUCGUGGACACCGGCAAAGUCUGGACCGAGUGGAACAUGAUCAAAGAGUCCGCCAUCGAAAUCGAAGGGCAGGUGCUGAACAUCAGCGUCGCCUAUUCGGGCCGCCUGGCGUGCGCCUACAAGUACGGCAAGAGCUUCACCAGGCCGAACAAGAACGACCAAGAUUCGAGGUUCAUCAAUCUCUGCGUGGCGAUCUACGAGUGCGAAUCGACCGGCGGCAGCGAAUGGAUCCUCGAGGACGUCAUCCACUUGAAGAACAUCCACCUGCCGCGCAUCGACAUCAACAAACACCUCGAUUUGAGCUACCUGUACGAUUCGAAGACGCUGAAGAAGAAGCAGCGAAUCAACGAGGUGUUGCACACGUUCUCCGGCGACGACAGACAGAAUUUGGUCACCGAGCCGAACAUGAAAUCCACGUUACUCGCCGUUCCCAGCUUCACCACUCUCCAAUCUCUGAGGAAAUCGAUAUCCGAAAUGGGCAACAUUUGCCCGUUAACCCAAAAGCACAUAGUCCAAUUGGAUUGGGUGUCCAACGAAGACGGUUCGCACAUUCUAACAGUAGCCGUCGGUAGUAAAAUAAUGCUCUACACGCCGCUAUCCACCGACCUGGCGCAAGCCAACGUCAAGGCGAUGAAAGAGAGCCUCAACAAUUACCGGCCGAUACUCAGGAAGGCCAGCUCGCUGGCCCAGCCGUUGUUCGUCGACGAUUUCAAAUGGAUGACGCUGCGCAAGAUCGAGCUCCAAACGGCCGACGGCCUGCCCGCCCUGCCGAUGCAAAUCAGCUGGGUCAGGGACGGCAUCCUAGUGGUCGGCAUGGACUCGGAGAUGCACGUCUACACGCAGUGGAAGCCGCAGAACCCGUCGCAGCAGAACCAAUCGGGCGACGGCGACGGCCGCAACGGCAGGGACGUCGAUUUCCGCACGUUGACGCAGGAAAACCAGAAGAAACUGGCCGCCGUACCGACGCUGGGCCGCAUCAGCUCCGUCAAUCUGCAGAUACUCGAUCGCAAGCGGAACAAAGAGCAGAAUUUCGAUUACAUGCCCGAUUACGGGCUGUUCGAGGCCUCCAGGAUUGCCUGUCCGGUGCUGCCGCAGUACCACCCCAAGCAGCUCAUGGAGUUGCUGAAUUCAGGAAAAAUCCGUUGGGUGAAGGCGAUCCUGGCGCAUUUGGUGAAAUGCAUAGGCGGCAACCAGAUGAACCCCGACGAAAUCCAGAGCUGGACGCGCAGCAGAACGCUGUCGGUGAGCUACCCGCCGGGCAGCCCGGAGCACCGGGCCAGCAUCGGCGAGAUCAAUCUCGAUUACGACGAAAUCAACAACAUCCCGCCGUUGCCUUUGUGGACCCUCCUCGCCGCCGACAAGGAGUCGUCGGCCAAUCAAGAGGAGCAGAAGGACUACAACGAAUUGUUCGACAACAACGUCAUCAUGGAGGAUACGCUGGACAAUUUGCUCGACGAGAAGGAAGACCAGCGGCGACCGUCGGAGAGGAACCUCGGCGUGAUGCAUUUCACCCCCAAACAAGGAAGGAUAUUAUCCCGUCUGCUCACUCACAUCCACUUACCUGGUCUAUCCAGUUUGGAUCAAAUGCAUCUGCUGGCUCUCGCCGAUACAGUUUCCACAUGCAACACCGACUUGGCCGAGCGAUUCGCCAUAGACGCCGCCAAGAGCGCCAUGCAAAAGGAAAAUCCCGUCGGCCAAAAGGAGGACCUGUUAACCGAUAAUUUGGACGACUGCGGCUUGAGAUUCCUCCUAGCCAUGAAGCACUACGGAUACCUCCUAAGAUGCCUGCCGCUGGCGCAACGGACGCUCUUCCAGAAGAACGGCGUCGGCAACAACAACCUGGCGUGGGCCUACCAUUCGGAGAGCCAGGAGGAGCUGUUGAAUUUGAUACCGAGCUACGCCAAAGGGGAGCCGACGUGGCCGCAGCUCAGGGAGCUCGGCGUCGGCUGGUGGGUACGAAACAUCAGCCUUCUGAAGCUCAGCGUGCAAGUACUAGCGAAGGCAGCAUACCAAGUAAACCAAAACCCGAUGGACGCCGCUUUGUAUUACCUUGCGCUCAACAAGAAGAACCUCCUUUGGGGACUCUACAGGUCUUUGAGAGACGAUAAAAUGACGACGUUCUUCUCCAACAACUUCUCCGAGGACAGGUGGAGGAAGGCGGCUUUGAAGAACGCCUACGCCCUACUGGGGAAGCAGCGAUUCGAGCACGCCGCCGCGUUCUUCCUACUAGCCGGCAAUCUCAAGGACGCCGUGGAGAUUUGCCUCAACCGCUUGAACGACCUGCAGCUGGCCAUUAUCGUCAUACGGAUCUACAAAGGGGACGGCGACGAUCUGUUCAAGCUGCUCUACAGGGAGAUCUUGGGACGCGACGAGAACGGCGAGAACGAGGAUUUGACUAAAGCACACCCGGACCCGUUCCUUCGCUCGAUGGCGUUGUGGACGCUCAAAGAGUACCAAGCCUCGUUGGAUACUCUGUUGAUAGGUAACGCCGGUACCCAUCAUCAUCUUCACGACGACGAAGCUAGAGAAAUCAAAGAAGCCGAUCCGAACGUGUUCAAUUUCUACGUGUACCUCAGGACUCAUCCGCUGUUGGUGCGCCAGCACCUAACUAGCUACGGUAAGAGAAAGGUUUGGAUACCCGGCGGGAAGCAAAUAGUAGUGGACGAAUGGGUGACUCCUUUGGAAAGGCAGCUGUAUUUCGCCACUGCCCACGGUCAUUUCAGGGCGGGAUGUCCCGCCUUGGCGCUCGAAGUGCUCUCGAAGCUGCCCUACGUCGUCUCCGACAGGCCCAAGCGGAAUUCCGUGGACGCCAGCAAGAAUAAAGCGCGCGACCAGACGGACAUCGAGACGGGCAUCAUAUCGUGGGACACCAAACCGCCGGCGAGCAGCGCCGAUUUGGACUGGGGCGCGCCGGUGACCGAUCUCAACGUCAAAACCGACGAUUUGGAUCUGAAAUGGAGCGACGAUGAAGGCGAUAAGGAAUCCGACGAUUCCGACGAGGGCCUCAGCAUGGCAAUCGGCGCGAAGAAACAGGAAUCCAAAGAUGGCGACGAGGCAGAGAACGAGAACGGCGAGAAACAGCAGCACAUCGACAUCAUGGCGCAACAACUCAAAUUCGUGGCCUGCCUGAAGAUCCUCAUGGAGGAACUGUCCACUUUGGCUACCGGAUUCGAAGUCGACGGCGGUCAAUUGCGCUAUCAGUUGUACCUGUGGCUGGAGAACGAAGUCGAAGCGCUGCGCGAGCUCUGCAAUUACAGGUCGUCCGAGAUCGGCGAUCAAACGGAAAUCGAACAGGCUCCGGAGCCGGAGAAUUCGAGCAGCGUCGACGCGAGCAGCAAACCCACCCUCCACGAGAUCCUGGUGCAGGAGAAGUUGGACUUCGAGGCCAAAGUCCAGCGGGCCGCCAAAAGGAAACGCUGGUUACGAGCUAACGAGACGUUGCUGAGAACGUUGCUGAGCUACUGUUCGCUGCACGGCGCGACGGGCGGUUUGGCUUCGGUGAGAAUGGAACUGAUGUUGCUGCUGCAGGAACUGCAGCAGGAGAAGACCCACCAGCAACUACUGAGCCCGUUGCCGUUCCCCACUAGUUUGCCUCUGCUGGCUGCCAGCGUGGCCAGCAGCAAGACCGUCGUGGCCGAUCCAAUUCGUUACCUGCAAUGUCUCACGCACGACAUGUUGCAUACGCUGGUCGAAAUGGUGCAACCGAAUACCGGCCAAAGUCAAUUGUUGGUUAUCAGGGAUUUGGCCAUCGCCUUGUCCGCUUGUAUAUAUCAGUCGCUGUGCGAUUCGGAUACCUUUAAAAAUUCGCUACAAGAAGGACAGGAAAUCGGUGCGACGCACUUGGUGGGCCGCAAGAGACGCAUAUCCGUCAACGAAGGUCAUCACAUCAUCACGCUGCCGCCAAAAUGGCCGGGCGUGACGAGUUUACGAGCUUUAUUAGCCCGAGAAAAGGACGAGGACACCCCCCGAUUGACCGUCAUCCUAUGCGAAGCUUUCACAGCCGUAUACCUCGCGCUCGUGCUCUACGGUCUAGUAACGUUCGAUUGCGUUAUACUGUUCCACGUCAACGCCCAUUCGUUCGAUUCGGACAUUUGGGGAAAAUUGUUCGGUGGCGGAAUUAAAAAGCUCUUGCGCACGGCCAGCUUGACGGGCAACGUGCCCAAUCAUCCGGUGUACGCGACGCAACAGAGCAUCCAGACGCCGGUAGAGGAGGCCAGCGGCCCCGCCAACUGGCUGAACAAACAAAGAGUAAAGCUUAACACUAAACUUUUAGGACAACAGCCUUCCGUAAUGAAAGAGGACAAGCCCACUUACAGGGAGCAAUUCAUACCGCCCGAAAUGAGCAUACUGGCAUAUCUAUUGCAGAAACCGAACACCAGCGAUUACAUCGAGGAGGAAGAAAGCGACGUCGAAGACGAGGAAGAAGACGAAGACGUCUUCGAUACACCCGUCACCAAAUCCAUCAAAACCGUCAACAACGAGCAUUCCGAUCCCAAUUCCUACUCUUGGUUGGUGUUGAGAUUGGCCACGUUGCGCAUCGUCCAGCACAAAAUCAACGAAUUCCUCACGGUGGCCGGAUUGGAAGCGAGCGAGCUGCCGGUGGCCAGUCCGAUGAUACACAGCAGCCUUCGACGGCUCAACAUCUGGCAGGAGAGCCUGAAAAAAGAAUUGGAAAGCCGGCAAACGCCGCCCGAAUACAUACCCGGUUGUUACGUCGAAAACACCAGCGGACCGGCCAUUCAAAAAUACAGACAGCUUCUGGAGCCGCACAACACGCCGUUCAGCAGCAAAAGCUCGGCGGCGGCGGCGCGCCACCUGUGGACCUACCUGGUGCGCCAGGAGCUCGUCCAGGACAUCUUCAUCAGGGCGGUGUUCGGCAAACGUCGAUCGUCGGCGACGAUGGACGAGGUGCUGCCGCACGUCGAACCCGCCGUACUGGAACCCGUCAGGAUCAUACACAAGGAACAGGACUCCAUCGCCGCGUUUUGCUUGAACCAAGUGAACGGCGGUUACAUCGCCAUCGCCACUCCUAGGGAGCUGCAGGAGAUGGAUAUAUCGCUGUUGCUGGAGUUGCCGGCUUGGCUGGAGGACGAGUGCGAAUUGGAUAUAUUGAAUUUCACCAAAGACGCGCCGGAUUCGAGCGUGCCGCCGUUUUUGGUGAUCCAAAGCGCCUCCGAUAAGGGUAAGGAAACGCAGCCGGGCAGUCCGCAGGCCGGAGUCGCGGGACAGAGCGGACGAGGAGCCAGCGUCAUGAAGGGGUUAAGCUUCCCGGGCUGUCAUGACGCCAAUUUUGUCCACCUCGUUCUGCUUCGGUCGGUUCACAUGCUUCGACCGGUGCUGAAGCACAAAAUCGACGGCAUCAGAAGGAUCACUGCCCACCCGUUGCUGCCUUUAUAUCUAACUGGAGGCCAAGACGGUUCCGUGCACUUGUGGGAAUGGGGCCACCAGCAACCGGUCGCGGUGCCCCGACCGCCUGGAACUUACGCCAAAGUCACCAGGGUGCGAUUCUCCCAGCACGGGAAUAAAUUCGGCGUGGCCGAUUCGGACGGGAACUUGAGCUUGUUCCAAGUCGGUUUGAGCGCCAACGCCACUCGACCGUUCUUCACGCUACAAUGCCACAACAAAGGAAUCAGCGACUUCGUCUUCUUGGGUUCCUGCAGUCUCUUGGCUACCGCCGGGCACAGUUCGGAGAGCAAGAACGUGUGCAUUUGGGACUCGAUCCUGCCGCACGGGAAGGCUUUGGUGAUGGCGUUCACGUGUCACGAACAGGGCGCUAGUAGCUUGGUGUUCGCGCCCCAACACCAGGUGCUCAUAUCGGCCGGCAAGAAAGGGGACGUUUGUUUGAUAGACGUGCGAUCCAAGUCGAUCAGGCACAAGUUUACGGCGCACGAGAACGCCGUCAAAUGCAUCGCCAUCGAUCCGCACGAGGAUUACUUCGCCACCGGAUCCGCCGAUGGGGAUAUUAAGAUUUGGGGAGUGACUGUUCCAAAUGUCCUUCUGUCGCUGCCUGCGGAGCACGCCAGGAGCAGUUUCUUCAAGAAUAUCGGGCAGGGAGUGACGCAAUUGCACAUCGAUAAUCACUCGAGGUUGUUUUCCUGCGGGGCCGAUGGUAGCAUGAAAGUGAGGCAGUUGCCUGAUAGGGAAACCCUUCUUAGUCAUCAUUAA